AUGCUAAAGGUUAGCUCACGUUUUACGGAAGGCUUUUCAUCAAAUGCUAACCAGCGAUUCACUUCAUCAAGUGGUAGAAUGUUCCAGGGUAUCCGUGUCAUAACGCUGGAUGCGCUAAAUACGCUAAUUCGUUUAGAGCAAUCGCCAGGACAUACAUAUGCUGAUUUUGCCAAGCAUGUCAAUAUUCAAUGCAAUGCCGAUGAAUUAAAUAAAGCAUUUCGACGGAAUUUCAAAAAUUUGUCGAAACAAAAAUUGUGUUAUGGAUUUGGGAAAGAUGGUGAAAUGGCAUGGUGGAUUGAGCUCGUGAAAAACUGCUUCGCAGAUAUUGGUAAGAAAAGUGCUGAGCUAGAUAAACUAGCGCAUAAGCUUUUUGUUUAUUACGGUUCCGUGAAACCGUGGAGAUUAGUUGACAAUCAGGUCCAUGAUCAUUUGAAGGAGUUACAAAGUCGAAAAAUUCGAUUAGGUGUAAUAUCGAAUUUUGACCGACGUCUUAGGGAUAUUCUGAAAGGUUUAAAGCUAUCGUCCUAUUUCGAAAUAUUACUUUUAAGCGGGGAAAUAGGUAUGGAAAAACCAAAUAAGCAAAUUUUCGAAAAAGCUGCGAAAUACUUUCAAAUUAGUCAAAUGGAGGAUAUGCUUCAUGUAGGUGAUGACGAAGAGAAAGAUUUCAACGGUGCGAGGAAGGCGGGUGCAAGGGCUGCUCUAUUAAAUCCAGAUGGAGUAUCUUGUAAUAAUAAGGAACAUGCUGUUCGUUCGUUGAAAGAUAUAAUCGAUGAGUUAGAAUAA
Molecule: messenger RNA, 783 nt
Organism: Loa loa (African eye worm)
Lineage: Eukaryota; Metazoa; Nematoda; Chromadorea; Rhabditida; Onchocercidae
Product: HAD-superfamily hydrolase
Exons: 4
Coding region: 1-783 (260 amino acids)
Source: RefSeq, a predicted model, not a curated record